GCAUCCAUUCCACUGCUGGUGCAGUGGCAGGGUUUGAGUUUAAUAACUGAGACGAGAUAGAUAGAUAGAUUGUGGUGAUAGCAAUAGGCGAGUGAGUGGAGUGAGGAUCCUCUCCUCAGUUUUAUCUAUCUAUUUAACGCGCGUGUUCCUGCUUGCUUCGGUGGACUGACUGGAUGGCGGCAUUCAAUGUUACAGCACCGCCACUUUUCUCACUGUCGAAUGUUGCAGAUAGCAGCAGAGGCAUAAGAAGAAUCAGAGCUCUGAACCCUAACCCUAGAAGUAUCGCCGCCGGGUUUGGCCGUGAGAGAGGCGUGAAACUGCUGCCACUAUUACCACUACGAAAAGAACAACAACAGAACAGUAGUAUUGUUGGUGCGAGAGUGAGAGUGAGGGCUGGCAGUGGUGAAGAGGAAGUAACAGUACAGUCAAAAGUGACUCACAAAGUAUACUUUGAUAUAAGUAUUGGAAAUCCAGUUGGAAAGCUGGUGGGAAGGAUUGUGAUUGGACUCUUUGGUGACGAUGUACCCCAAACUGUUGAGAACUUCCGUGCCCUUUGCACCGGUGAGAAGGGUUUUGGCUACAAGUCCUCUGCCUUCCAUCGUGUCAUCAAGGAUUUUAUGAUUCAAGGAGGCGAUUUUGACAAAGGAAAUGGGACCGGAGGCAAAAGUAUAUAUGGCCGUACUUUCAAAGAUGAGAAUUUUAAACUGUCUCAUACUGGACCAGGAGUAGUUAGCAUGGCAAAUGCAGGUCCCAACACUAAUGGGAGUCAGUUUUUCAUAUGCACCGUCAAGACCCAGUGGCUGGAUAAGAAACAUGUUGUAUUUGGCCAAGUUUUGGAAGGCAUGGACAUUGUUAGGUUGAUUGAAUCACAGGAGACAGAUCGUGGCGAUCGUCCCCGAAAGAAGGUGCUUAUCAGUGAAUGUGGUGAGCUUCCAAUUGCUUGACAUGUUUUGUUUUCUCAUGGCUUCUCUUUGUUUCUUGCUGCUCUGGAGGAAAAGGAGCUCCUACUCUCUGGAAUUUUUGUUUUACUAUUCCCUUUCUUAAUUAUUUUCAUACUAGGACCUACAAACUCUUACCGGCUAUUUGUAUUCUAGUAGAAAAUAUAGUUGUAUUUGGUAUCAUAUUCAGGUAUUUUAGAUCCUAUCUGAAUAUCCUUAAGUUAUGCCAAACAGCCAAAGUGCAGAUUCCACGUGGAAUCAAAUGGUGAGGGAGGGAACUCCAGGAAUCUUGUACAAGCUGCUGGGUCAAAUUUAAUAUCAUUGUGAAUGAGUUCUCUUAGA
Molecule: messenger RNA, 1280 nt
Organism: Trifolium pratense (red clover)
Lineage: Eukaryota; Viridiplantae; Streptophyta; Magnoliopsida; Fabales; Fabaceae
Product: photosynthetic NDH subunit of lumenal location 5, chloroplastic-like
Exons: 4
Coding region: 174-944 (256 amino acids)
Biological process (GO): protein folding; protein peptidyl-prolyl isomerization
Molecular function (GO): peptidyl-prolyl cis-trans isomerase activity
Source: RefSeq, a predicted model, not a curated record